This is a messenger RNA of Protopolystoma xenopodis, 273 nucleotides long. The record is from the annotation of a GenBank genome assembly. Lineage: Eukaryota; Metazoa; Platyhelminthes; Monogenea; Polystomatidea; Polystomatidae.
CCUACGUCGGCUUCGGAUGCUCUCCGCAUCACUCGUUUUGUAUGUCCCAUCGUUGCUCGCGUCGAACUUUGCCAGACCAAAUUGACUUCAUUGGAAUUGUUGGACCAAAGGCCACCGACCUUUCAACCAUGCCGACUUGAGGAAGAGAUACCGCAGAUGCUAUUUGAGACAGAAGGGCUUUCAAGGCAAAUCCAAGUAACAUGUCAGAUGUGGCUUCAGGCAAAUCCUAACGGUGAUUGGGAGCAGACCCAUCCAGAAGUUCAUCUCUGUUAG